AUGUUCACUGGAGUUCGUCGAUUUGACCCUACCCAGGGCGGACAGGCGUCGCCUGUACCAUUCAAGAAGGUCAAACACGAGGAGGAGGAAAGCAAGCCUGAAACCAAUGCUGACGAGCACUCUGAGGUGGAAUAUGAGGAGGAGUCUGGGGACGACUCCAUGGAUGAGGCUGAGGAGGCCAAGAAGCCCGUGGAGGUCAAGGACGAGGAGGAGAGCGAAGAUGAGAACCUUACAGCCGACCAGAAGCGAAAGAAGAAGCAGGAAGCCGCCAACCUGGCCAAGCGAGCGGAGGAAAAGGCUCUAGAGCGAAAGCGAAAGCGAGAACAGCAUAUGGGCGAGGAGGACUCUGAUAGUGAAGAUGAUCUGGCGCCUAUCAAGAUUUCUGGCAACAACAAAAUCAAGCUUGCUAAGGGAACCAUUCGAGCUAAGGGCUUCGAGGAGCUUCCCCAGACUGAAAUCUAUGAGGAUAAACCCGAUGAGAGUGCAACCAUCUCUCGAAAGACCCAACUUCAGACACAGCCCAUUUUGCGAAAUGCUACUUAUGUGGAAAUUGACGAUGUUGGAUCAUUUGAUGAGUUUGAUCUGAGCAAAAAUAUGAUGAAGAACCUGGACACUUUAGGAUACACAAAGGCAUUUUCUGUGCAGAAGGCAGUCAUUCCUUGGCUUCUGGCCCAGCAAAAGCUCCUUGCCCCCGAUCGAAAGCCCGAUCUUCUUGUUUCUGCAUCCACCGGUUCCGGUAAGACCGCCACUUACGGAAUCCCCAUUAUCGAGAAGCUCCGAGACCGUAUUGUUCCUCGAAUCAGAGCUGUGGUUGUACUCCCUACAAAGCCCCUGGUCAUGCAAGUCCGAGACGUGCUUGAAAACCUAUCCAAGGGAUCUUCUUUGUCUGUUGUGGCUCUUCGAAACGACCGAAGCACCAAACGUGAACGGGCUGUUCUGGAGACUGCCGAUAUCGUUGUGGCAGCCCCUGGUCGACUUGUGGAGCAAGUGAAGGAGAACCCCGAGCUCUUCUCUUACAUCGAAUUUCUGGUGGUUGACGAGGCCGAUCGUCUGCUUGGCCAGGACUACUACGACUGGGCCUCUGUGUUGCAGAACAACCAGCAGCGGGCCCAGGCUGGUAAGACCAACCUCACUGAGCACUACGUUCGAAACAUGCAAACACUUAUUUUCUCAGCCACCCUCACAGCCAACCCCGAACACAUUGCAUCCAUGGACAUCCACAAUCCUGGCGUUUUUGUCAUUGGUAGUUCUGACAGCUACUCUAUUCCCAAGAGUCUUACAGAGAUUGUCACCCACGUGUCUGCUGCCGAGAAGCCUCUUAUGCUGUGCGAGCUGCUAGUGCAGAGAGAUAUCAACAGAGGCGUGGUGUUCACUAAGAGUUCCGAAACUGCUGCUCGUGUGGCUCGCAUGAUGGAGAUUAUGGACGCGGACAUUUUCCACAAGGAUUGGAAGAUAGCGGCUGUUUCUGCCGAGACUUCUUCUGUGCACCGACGACGGUCCAUGAAGCAGUUUAUUGAUGGCAAGAUCGACUUUCUGGUCUGUACCGAUUUGGUUUCUCGAGGUAUCGAUUUCGUGGUGGAUAAUGUGAUCAACUACGAUAUCCCUAGUGGAAAGCGAGAGUAUGUGCAUCGAGUGGGUCGAACUGCCCGAGCAGGCAGAGAAGGUAACGCAUACACCUUCCUCACUGGCUCUGGAGAAGCCAAGUGGUUCCGGGAGAUUGGCGAGUUUGUGGGUCGAACCCAGGAGGUGGAUGCCACUCAUAUCAACAGUUCCCAUAACGACGGAUACCAGGAGGCUCUUGCCAAGCUGGAGGAGGAGGUUUAG
This is a messenger RNA of Yarrowia lipolytica CLIB122, 1824 nucleotides long. RefSeq lists its product as uncharacterized. NCBI's taxonomy places the organism in Eukaryota, Fungi, Ascomycota, Dipodascomycetes, Dipodascales. Gene Ontology annotation, molecular function: nucleic acid binding; ATP binding; RNA helicase activity. The record is from RefSeq and is a predicted model, not a curated record.